This is a messenger RNA of Thyridium curvatum, 1425 nucleotides long. RefSeq lists its product as uncharacterized. Lineage: Eukaryota; Fungi; Ascomycota; Sordariomycetes; Thyridiales; Thyridiaceae. The coding region runs from base 1 to 1425 and encodes 474 amino acids. The transcript has 2 exons. The record is from RefSeq and is a predicted model, not a curated record.
AUGUGUCGAAAACACAGCGCGGCCUUCCUGUCGUCUCUGCUGCUCAUUGGAACCUUUACCGGCCAAGUCGGAGCGAAUGGAGAACAUGGCGUAACCUUUCUGUUCCCCGUCGGUGGUAAAGACGUCUACAACAAGGGCGAUACAGUCAAAGUGACCUACACAACGCCAUUUUCAGAGCCGCGACUGUAUACAUGGUUCCAGAAGCAACUCGCCAGCCCCUUUAAUUCUUCAGAGCUCAUUCUCUUAGACUUCUCGUCAGAUGAUUGCUGGUUCAAUCUGCGGCCUGGCGAUGUGGCUGGCUUUGGCGCCAACAGCGACCACUUCAAAGUGAUGCCCGAUGAACGGCCGCAGAAGACUACCUGGGGCUUGGAGGUGCAGCUACCAACCGCAACAGCAUCCAUAUCCACAUCAUCAUCCUCAACAUCCCGUGUGACAUCCACUGGAACGUCUUCCUCGUCGUCCACCGCAAAGGCCACUGCCACCUCGGUGCCGGAGGCAGGAAGAUCAAAGGAUGGACUCAGCGCUGGAGAGAUUGCAGGAAUCUGUAUCGGCACAGUCACCCUGGCUGUCCUCCUGGCUAGCGUCGGGGUGGCUUGUUACAUCCGGCGUCGAAAGCAGCGAACACUCCGUGGCGGUGUCGUCAACUACAGCCAAGCACCAGGCUCUGACCAAUACUCGCGAGGAGAAAAGUUCUCGGUCACUCCAUACUCCAGUCUGCACUCCGGGUCCUCCUAUCGUCCUCUCUCAGGCACGGAUAGCCAGACGGCGGUGUCUGGACACGGCUCACCCUCCCAGGGGUCAGCCAAGACGUACGCAAAGACUUCCAACAUAAACAUGACCUCGCUUAGCGAGGGCUAUUUCAGGCACGAUACGGGCGCAGCCGAGCUCCGAUCAGGCGGAUUCGGCUUGGAUGGUUCAGUCGUGAACGACAAUCCCAAUUUCGAGCAGUCGCAGCAAACUCAACAAGGACAGACAUCAUAUGAACUAUAUCAGACCCUGCCGCCGAAUCAAGGGCCGCAUGAGAUACAUGGGGCCACUCAUGAGCAACGCGCCCCUCCGUACCAACAUGCGCAGAACCUAGGCCUGCCCGAUGUGCGCUCUCCUGGGAGCGUACAAGCCACUCCAAUUGGCUAUGUUGGGGGCUUUAAAUCCAAGGAGGAAGAAGCUGGCUUUGGCCUGCGCGAUCAAGCGGCCAAGGCUCAUGUCGGUAUCACGAGGCCGCCUGAACCCGCCGAACUCCCGUCGAAGGACUCGUACCGAGGCUAUGGGGAGGAGUACGAGAUGCCGGUGAUACAAGGACCGUCACGGUUUAAACAGCCGUUGCGAAUGGACGACAUGGUGGAGCAGAAAGUCUGGUUCCCACCCACCGACCUUCCUCAGACGAAACAUGCGAAUGCAAGUAGCCAUCAUCGACCAGGGGGCUGA